Physella acuta is the source of this 1910-nucleotide messenger RNA. Its product is annotated as cyclic nucleotide-binding domain-containing protein 2-like. NCBI's taxonomy places the organism in Eukaryota, Metazoa, Mollusca, Gastropoda, Physidae. The record is from RefSeq and is a predicted model, not a curated record.
UACUGAUGUAACAUGUCGACUCUCGCCAGUGGUCAUCCAACCAUCACCAUGUCACACAAGACACCACACCAACGGAUAGCCGGGCUACCUAAGCUGGGGGUGAAGGUCGUCAAAAAAGUGGAAUUCGCCUCCAAAAAUUUCAGCCUCGCCGACCACGACCUAGUUCCGGAGCUGAAAAAUCAUCCGCUGAAUUCGUCUUUCACUCUACUCGAGCACCGGAAUUUCCCGAACCGGCGCCAGAGAUCUGUGGAAGACAUGGGACAAGGGGAGAGCACUAUCAGAAGACAGCUGACGAGAAGUCACUCGUUUGACUUGAAGAAUAGUAAACAAGAGGAAAAAAAUAACACGGUCAAAUUUGAACCACUGAUGAAGUUCCGCAAAGCCGUGAAGAUGGUGUUACAUCUGUUGAGGGCAACUUACACCAGCAGAGAGCGGACUCAGAGACGGGAGAGGUACUUCAGUAUCUGGUCCAGUUAUCUGGACAAAAGCUGGACAUCGUCCAAGAGAGCCUACGACCUGUACGGCAUCAGCUUUGACCCCCAGGACUUCAAGGCCAACAGAGAGAUCCAGGUAACCGCCGAGGCCAAGGCCAUCCUCUCCCUGGAGCCGAGCAGACGCACCCCUCCCCAGCUGCGUCAGGUGCUGUUGUCCCUGAGACAGGCGGUCAAGGAGUUCAGUGAGUUCCCCAUCACCAUGCAGGAGUCCUUGGUGCGGGUCGGCUGGUAUGAACAUUUUGAAUCGAAACGGGUCAUCAUUCGUCAAGGUCAUAUGGCGGAUAAUUUCUACUUUAUCUUGUCUGGUACAGCUAUCGUCAUCGUGCUUGACACAGACAAACAGACCGGCGAACAAACAGCCAGGACCGUGGCUUUUCUUGGAAAAGGGAAAAGUUUCGGCGAGCUUGCUCUGAUGCACAAGUCACGCCGUAGCGCCACGGUGACGUGUCAGAGUGACGUGGAUCUAUUGGCUGUUGGGCGCGAGGACUUUGUUGACAUCUUCAUGCACGUGGAGCGGGGGGUGGAGCCAGAGCACAUCCGGUUCCUGCGUAGCCUGCAGAUCCUCAGAGACUGGCCCAUCGAGGUCCUGCCUGUCGCCAACCCCAAAAUUUUACUCUUCACCUAUGUCAGACGCGGUGUGUUGCUGUGUCGCGAUAGCAACACGUCUGAGUGGAUCUACGUGGUGAAAUCUGGGUCAUGCAGCGUCAUCAAAGCCCUGCGCGCGGUGCACAAUGGAGUGUUUGUUGACAAAUCGCAGGCAACUUCUAUAAAUAAGCCUUUGGUUAUCCAGCCGACUGGUUCCUCUCUAUCCCCUUACUCUCCGCUCCCAAGCAUUGGGCAUCAGAGAGGGUACACGAUAAACAUCAGCAGUGAUAGGAGAGGAAGGAAGAAAGGCGCGAUUUCAUUGGUCCUUCAAGAACGUAACAAAGAAGAGCAAAAUGGUCUUGACCACCUACAGUGUCUUGACGUCAUCAUGGAGCAAAAACAUGGGGCAGUAGUCCAGCAGGUGAGUUGUUGGAUGUCAGAAUUUUUCCCUGAGUCGCCUCCCAUGAAACCCGAAGACCACCAAGGGGAGGGAAUGAGAAAUUGUGUGUUUGUGGAGAUUUUAAAGUUAUGUCCUCGUGACGUUUAUGGUCUCGAGUCGUGUGUCUUCAAGUCUUUAAACAAGACAACCAGCACCAACCUCGUAUCCGGAGGGGCGGAGCUUAUAAUGAUCAACCGGAAGUUCUUCUUGGACCACACGUCGGAGCAGUUACGGAAACAAAUCAGGAGGGAGAUCCGCCCCCUCCCCCACAGAAGAGACCCUGCAGUCCCCAGCAUCGAGACGAUGGCCAGCUGGGAGGUGUUCAGGAACCAGAUUCUAAAGAAGGCUGUGGAUUCCAGGAAACGUCGGGCACUUGACCAGAUGAGUGGCAG